CAGCGGUAACACGACAGAGGAUAUGCAUCCGCUGCUUCUGUAACUUCCUGUUGAUGAUCCAGUCCCACGCAGGGGGAGGACUCCAUCAUGAUAGGAGCAAGAGGAGUAGGAGCGUUCCUGGGAAAAAAUGCUUUAGGACCUGGAGGGGCAGGAUUCUUCUCCCACUGCCCCUGGAUACCCUGGGCGGGACCGUCUGGAAAUAAGAUUCCACUGUAGAGAUUUUCAUGUUCUCACACCCCGGUAUGACAACUGCUGCAACUACCUCCAACUUGUGUUUAUGACAGUCUGAAACAUCACUUCCAUUUAGUGCAGAUCAGCUCUGUGGAACCUGUUUGGAAGCUUCUCAACAUCUACCCUCUGGAUCUGCUGGAAGAGCCUAAUAAGGUUUCGUGGAUUAAUGUUCAUCAUGUGGGUGACCAACCUGGUAAACCUGGUCCUUCUAGCUGCGUCAGCCUCAGCCGCCACCUCGGCCUCUGCAGACAAGGUGCUCAGUAACCACGCCACCGUCCUGGCCGACAACAGCGCCAACUUGGCCUUUAGUCUUUACCAAACCAUGGCCAAGGAGAAGGACCUGGAGAACAUCCUGAUUUCCCCGGUGGUGGUGGCGUCCUCUCUGGGUCUGGUGGCUCUGGGGGGCAAAGCAGCCACCGCCUCCCAGGUGAAGACCCUCCUGAAGGCAGAUAAAGUCAAAGACGAGCAGCUGCACUCAGGUUUGGCCGAGCUCCUGACCGAGGUGAGCGACCCAAAGACUCGCAACGUCACCUGGAAGAUCAGCAACCGACUCUACGGACCCAGCUCCGUCAAAUUUGUCGACAAUUUCGUCAAAAACAGCAAAAAGCACUACAACUGUGACCAGUCCAAGAUCAACUUCAGAGACAAGAAAAGCGCCGUGAACUCCAUCAACGAGUGGGCGUCCAAGUCCACCGGUGGGAAGCUGCCUGAGGUGACCAAGGAUGUGGAGAAGACUGACGGGGCGAUCAUCGUCAACGCUAUGUUCUUCAAGCCUCACUGGGACGAGCAGUUUCAUCAUAAGAUGGUCGACAAUCGCGGCUUCCUGGCGUCUCGGAGCUACACAGUUUCAGUCCAGAUGAUGCAUCGCACAGGCCUGUAUGACUUCUAUGAUGACACCGCCAAUCAGCUGGUGGUCCUCAGCAUGCCACUGGCCCAUAAGAAGUCCAGCGUGGUCUUCAUCAUGCCCUACCAUGUUGAACCUCUGGAGAGACUGGAGAAGAUGUUGACCCAGAAGCAGGUGAACACAUGGCUGGGUAACCUGAAGGAGACCGCCGUGGCCGUGUCUCUGCCCAAAGUCAGCAUGGAAGUCAGUCAUAACCUGCAGAAACAUCUGGAGGAGCUGGGCUUGACCGAGGCUGUGGACAAAGCUAAAGCCGACCUGUCCAACAUCUCUGGGAAGAAAGACCUGUACUUGUCCAGUGUGUUCCACGCCUCGGCCAUGGAGUGGGACACCGACGGGAAUGAAAUCAACACCGCCGUCUUUGCCACAGACAAGCUGAAAAGCCCGAAGCUGUUCUACGCCGACCAUCCUUUCAUCUUCUUAGUGAAGGACCAGAAAACAAACUCCAUCCUCUUCAUCGGCCGGAUGGUUCGGCCGAAGGGUGAAAAGAUGAGGGAUGAGCUGUAACCGCAGGCGGAUCUGAUAGUUAAAUGUUUAAUUAAAUGUGUGCGUGUGUACAUGUUGGGUUUUAUUUUCUAUUGGAAUUGGCUGAAAGAGGCAGGAAGUUGGUCACAGACUGAUACUGUGUUGGUACAUUCCUUUACAUCGAGUGCAGCAUUCCACAAAUAAUACCUGAGGAGAUGUUUCUCAACGUUUUGACCUGUGUUUUAAUGAGCAACACACUGUGCAGAGACAGAAAUAUGGCUUUUAUUAUGGACAGAUGACUUACAUUAAGUGCAAUUUCCCUAAUAAUAAUAUCACACAGUCUUAUUUGUGCAAAAAAUUCCAGACUAUUUCAUGUCUUACCUAGAUUUUUUUUUACUUUCAGCAUCAGUCCUUCAUGUAUUUUUCCCCCAUUUGUGAUGAUUUAUAUCAAAUACACUGGCAACAAAACCAAAUUCUAUGUGAUUUAAUAAGACUUGAAUCAAAAAUAAUGUGCACUCAAAGAAAUAAAUGGUUUUAGACUGUUACAAAUUUCCUGUUUUACAAUAAAAAGGUUGUUAAACAAGCGUU
This is a messenger RNA of Sphaeramia orbicularis (orbiculate cardinalfish), 2185 nucleotides long. RefSeq names its product serpin H1-like. The transcript is spliced from 6 exons. The record is from RefSeq and is a predicted model, not a curated record. Gene Ontology annotation, cellular component: endoplasmic reticulum. The coding region runs from base 398 to 1639 and encodes 413 amino acids. Gene Ontology annotation, biological process: collagen fibril organization; negative regulation of endopeptidase activity. NCBI's taxonomy places the organism in Eukaryota, Metazoa, Chordata, Actinopteri, Kurtiformes, Apogonidae. Gene Ontology annotation, molecular function: serine-type endopeptidase inhibitor activity.